Ilex paraguariensis (yerba mate) is the source of this 1548-nucleotide messenger RNA. The record is from the annotation of a GenBank genome assembly. NCBI's taxonomy places the organism in Eukaryota, Viridiplantae, Streptophyta, Magnoliopsida, Aquifoliales, Aquifoliaceae.
CUCUUCUCCGUCGUUCCUCUUCCUUCUCUGCUUUUGUCACCUUUUCUUUUGUCUCUCUUGGCCUCAAAAGAUAAAGAAGCAGCUAUUUGUAAGUGUGGAUCUCUUCAACAAUGGUUCGUCUUCUCAUCUCCAUCACCGUUCUCACUCUUCUUAUCCUUACUUUCUCUUUCGUCUCAGAGGUACGCUCAACCAAGUUCAAGAUAGUGAACAAGUGCCGCCACACGAUAUGGCCCGGAAUUCUAACCGGCGCCAAUCGUCCAGUUCUGUAUCCAACCGGAUUCGUCCUCAACAGCGGCAAAUCGAGGACUCUAUCAGUACCCAGGGCCUGGUCGGGUCGACUUUGGGCUCGGACUCUCUGUGCCCUUGACUCCGGCGGUAAGUUAUCUUGCGCCUCCGCCGAUUGUGGUUCCGGCAAGGUGCAAUGCGCCGGCAGCGGCGCAAUACCUCCGGCGACGCUCGCUGAGUUCACGUUAAACGGAGACCAAGGGUUGGAUUUUUAUGACGUCAGCUUAGUCGACGGGUACAACCUUCCGAUGCUGGUGGUGGCUAGGGGAGGAAAAGGAGGGGGUUGCAGUUCGACGGGGUGUCUUGUGGACCUGAACAGAGCGUGUCCAGCAGGGAUGAGGGUGGCGCGUGCGAAUGGGAGCGAGAUCGUGGCGUGUAAGAGCGCGUGUGAGGCAUUUGGUGAUCCCAUGUAUUGUUGUAGCGAGAAUUAUAAUACUCCGGACACAUGUCAACCGUCGAUUUAUUCGACGUUCUUCAAGCACGCCUGCCCACGAUCCUACAGUUAUGCUUACGAUGACAAGACCAGCACCUUCACCUGUGCAGGCGCGGACUACAUUAUCAUCUUCUGCCCAGCACCUUUCACUAGCCAAAAAUUGCUGGGAAGACGGAGGGAAGCUGCAGAGCUGCCACUAGUUAACAAAACUAUGAUGUACAUUGGAAGGCAUCAUUUGAGUGGGUGAUGUAUCAAAAUCUGCAGCUGGAGAGUGGGCAUCAUCUCCUGAGCCCAACUGUUGUGAUAGUUCUUUCGUUCACUCCCCUGAAAUUUGGGUCCAAUCAGUGAAUUGGCAGUUGUACAAAUAUCACAAGUAAUCUUGUACAUAGGUUGUUAUUCUUGUACUAAUGAUCGUCCAUCCACCAAUUAUUUCAAUACGUUAGUGAACAUUAGAGAUGCUAUAAUGGGGAGAAAUUUAGAGGUCUGUAGGGCGUAUAGAAAGUUAUUUGACAUUUUUCUGGUCAGAUAGUCAUUGGACCAUGUGGAUGGACAAAUUUGCAUGAGAUCCAAUGGUACCAACUCCCAUUCUUUGGGGGAAGGCAUCACCAUCAUGGGGAGAUUGUCUAUAUUUGUUGACCUGAGUACCUGAAACACAAGUUCACUAUUACAUAGUAAUCGAUGUAGCUGUUUUGCCGGGCUUUAGAUUCAGAUAGUUGGUUGCCAUUUUAAUCUUUGUUUGGUUAUAGUGCUUCUCUUGAGGGUUUGACAACAUAAAAUAUGUUUGUCUUAGCUAUAUGCCAACACAUCAAGAUCUAAAUAUGUAGUGUUUG